Paramacrobiotus metropolitanus is the source of this 1469-nucleotide messenger RNA. RefSeq names its product melatonin receptor type 1B-like. Bases 25 to 1404 code for a protein of 459 amino acids. Gene Ontology annotation, biological process: G protein-coupled receptor signaling pathway. The record is from RefSeq and is a predicted model, not a curated record. Gene Ontology annotation, cellular component: membrane. The transcript is spliced from 6 exons. Lineage: Eukaryota; Metazoa; Tardigrada; Eutardigrada; Parachela; Macrobiotidae. Gene Ontology annotation, molecular function: G protein-coupled receptor activity.
UCCGUUGUAACUGGAUAGAGGAAAAUGUCGUCCGACGCGGUGAGGUACGGUCACUCGGCCUUUGACGAUGAACCGUUAGCCAAUGGAACCAUGGAAGCCGGCAUCAUCUACGGUCAUAUUUUGGACAAUAAUCCGCCAUUGAAGUACUUCUUCGUUGCGGUAUUAAUUCUGCAGAGCAUUUUCGGGACAUGCGGAAAUCUGCUGAUCAUUGGAGCUGUUUUCGCAAUCGACGCCCUACGGCAUACCGGCAAUUUCUUCAUCAUCAAUUUGGCCAUCGCUGACCUGUGCAUCACCGCAGUCGCACAGCCCUCCAACGUUUUUGGAGCGUUAUACGGAGAAAGCUUUUUUGCUCCACGACAGGCUUACUGCUCCGCCGUUUCCACACUGUGUGCUACCGGUUGCCUAUCAUCCUGCUGGAACAUGAUGAUGAUCAGCAUCAACCGGUACACCCUCAUCUGCAAAUGGCCAUAUUAUGAAAAGAUCUAUACCAAGAUCAACACGGGCCUGAUGUGCUUAUUGUGCUGGAUCAUCAUCUACAGCAUCGAAUCGCCGAAUCAUUUGGGUUGGGGGGAUCUGCGCUAUUCCAACGUGUUCUAUCUGUGCACUUUCGCCAACCAUGUCCAUUCCUACGCGCUGUUCUAUAUUCUGGUGGGCGUGGCCACACCGCUGACCAUCACUUUCAUCAUGUAUCUGCAGAUUUACGUGCGGGUGAAGAACUCCAAGAUGACCCGCAGCAUGAUUCUCAGCGGAGCGAACGCGCCAGUCGCUCCGGUGUCGGCUGGCAACACUUCCGGCGCCACUACGGCUUCCGGUACGCAGUCCACAUCAUCUGCACCAACGACUGCGGCAGAACAAUCAAUGUUGGCCAGCGUCACCCAAAAAUUCCAAGAAGACUUAAAGAUCAUCUACGCUCUUUUUCGCGUCUACUUAAUCUUUAUGCUGAUGUGGGCGCCGCUUGUCCUCCUGAUCCUGAUUGGUCAUCCGGAAGAUGAAGAACAACGGCUCCAUCACGGCUGGUACAUCACCUCCCUCAUCAUCGCCCACGGCAACAGCUCCAUCAACUGUCUGGUGUACGCGUACACCAUCGAUCACUUCCGUGCCGGCUACUCGAAACUUUUGGGUUGCCAGUCCAAGACGAAGCUCAGCCGGGUGCGUUCUCGCCGGCAAACCGGGACCGAGUCCUUCAAACGGCGUAAGGCGAUGCCGGACGAGAUGUUCAGCGGAGUACCGGUGACCAGUAAUGCUCUGCUGUUGUCAACGGAGUCCUCCAGUCUGCGCACAGAGGCUAGUAGCGUCUUCGUGCGAUCACCGGUGACGGAGAUAUCACCGCUGGCCGAGAGUGUGGAAACUCGUUCGAGAUUAUUUACAGAAUCGUCGUGCAUUGCAGUUAAACGAGAUUCUUAGGAGUCUAGAUGCUUAAAUGAUUUAUGGUGUAUACUUUAAUUUUCGAUAUUGACGUAGGGUCGAUA